AUGGGAUCCGACAACAAGCUGCUUUGCCUUAAUAUCCUGGGCUACAAGAAGCCGGGGAUUACCGCGGAAGAAUACCGCAGCUACAUGGUGAAUCAUCAUGCGCCACGAGUCGCACAGCUCAUGGAUAAAUAUGGCUUUCUUCAGUGGAACAUGACUCAUACCGUCGACGAGUCGCCGCAGCUUAUGAGUCAGCUCUAUGAUGCACAGUUCUCAAAUGUUGCGCCGUACGACUGCUGUGUGCAGCUGGUGUUUCCUAGCAUCGAGUGUUUUGUCAGGAUGAAGGCGGACCCCUUUUUCAAGGAGAGUGUAGGCCCCGAUCAUGAGAAGUUUGCCGACACAAAGAGGUCGCAGAUGAUGAUAGGCUGGUUUUGUCCCUUGAUGCUGAACGAAAAGAUGAUCGAUAGCAGUAAGCAGAGUUGGAAGACGGACCAGGCUGAGUGA
This is a messenger RNA of Metarhizium album ARSEF 1941, 441 nucleotides long. RefSeq names its product Dimeric alpha-beta barrel. The transcript is spliced from 2 exons. Lineage: Eukaryota; Fungi; Ascomycota; Sordariomycetes; Hypocreales; Clavicipitaceae. The coding region runs from base 1 to 441 and encodes 146 amino acids. Gene Ontology annotation, molecular function: oxidoreductase activity. The record is from RefSeq and is a predicted model, not a curated record.